This is a messenger RNA of Budorcas taxicolor (takin), 483 nucleotides long. Its product is annotated as cathelin-related peptide SC5. The transcript is spliced from 4 exons. The record is from RefSeq and is a predicted model, not a curated record. Lineage: Eukaryota; Metazoa; Chordata; Mammalia; Artiodactyla; Bovidae. The coding region runs from base 1 to 483 and encodes 160 amino acids. Gene Ontology annotation, molecular function: lipopolysaccharide binding. Gene Ontology annotation, cellular component: extracellular region. Gene Ontology annotation, biological process: defense response to Gram-positive bacterium; defense response to Gram-negative bacterium; antimicrobial humoral immune response mediated by antimicrobial peptide.
AUGGAGACCCAAAGGGCCAGCCUUUCCCUGGGACGGCGUUCACUGUGGCUCCUGCUGCUGGGACUAGUGCUGCCCUCGGCCAGCGCCCAGGCCCUCAGCUACAGGGAGGCCGUGCUUCGUGCUGUGGAUCAGCUCAAUGAGAAGUCCUCAGAAGCUAAUCUCUACCGCCUCCUGGAGCUAGACCCGCCUCCCGAGCAGGAUGACGAGAACUCAAACAUCCCAAAGCCUGUGAGCUUCAGGGUGAAGGAGACUGUGUGCCCCAGGACGAGCCAGCAGCCCGCGGAGCAGUGUGACUUCAAGGAGAAUGGGCUGCUGAAAGAGUGUGUGGGGACAGUCACCUUGGACCAGGUCGGGAAUAACUUCGACAUCACCUGUGCUGCGCCCCAGAGUGUCAGGGGACUUGGAAGACUGGGUAGGAAGAUAGUACAUGGUUUGAAGAAGUAUGGCCCAACUGUUAUCCGACUAAUUGCAAUAGCUGGGUGA